This is a messenger RNA of Alligator sinensis (Chinese alligator), 3912 nucleotides long. It is a transcript of the gene MTAP, whose product is annotated as methylthioadenosine phosphorylase. The record is from RefSeq and is a predicted model, not a curated record. The transcript has 7 exons. Gene Ontology annotation, cellular component: cytosol. Lineage: Eukaryota; Metazoa; Chordata; Crocodylia; Alligatoridae. Gene Ontology annotation, biological process: nucleoside metabolic process. Gene Ontology annotation, molecular function: S-methyl-5-thioadenosine phosphorylase activity. Bases 1063 to 1908 code for a protein of 281 amino acids.
AGUAGAUUAUAUUUUCUCCCAUCUUCCCCAUUUCCUCUUCUGGUUUAUUUAGAGCUGGUCAAAAGUCAGAAUUUCCGUUCUGCAGGAAAUUCUAACAUUUUGACUAUCUUUUCGUUCCAUUGUUGGAAAUAAAUUUACUAUAAAAAAAUUUUCAAAGAAACAAAAUAAGUCAACCUCUACCCAAAUGUUUUGUUUCAAAUACAAUUUGUCAUUUGAUUUUUAUUAUUUACAUUUAGAUGUAAUUAUUUUAAAUAAUUACACCAAUAUAAUAGGAUUGACAUGCAAAAGUUAUUGGAAAUUGUCCGUCUAACUGGUUUAGUAAUGAGUAUUUGCUUUGCUCUCUGCCAAUAAUCAGUGGGCACUUGAUCUUGUUGAAAGGGCUUAUUGUAGUCAAGAGAGGAAAACUUAGGCCUCAGCCUCCAUUCUGAGUCAAAGCCUUGGUGCUCAGUCUUAUUGUUGUAUAUCGUAUGACCUCAUAUAAGACCUUCUGUGGGGCAGUAAAUAGGUUUGAAAGACUCAGUAGCUUGCUUCAUUUGGUCCUUGGAGCUUGGUAAGAUUUUUUUUUGAGGCCACACAGCCAAAAAAAUGGUCUGACAGUCAAAUCUAACUAGUUGGCAAUUCACUAAAAUGAUUCCUUGUCUUUUCCAUAUAUAACUUGGAAGCAGCUGCUGCUGGGAAGUUAUUUAUAUGUGUCUGGUUCCAGUUUUUGUGACCACCACAGUGUGGCAUAUGAGUCUUUUUCUUUCCAUGGUAGGAUAAACGAUUAACCAGUAACUCUUUUUUUGUGCUGUUUUUAUAGCUUUUUAAUUGGAUCUCUAUUUAAGCAGGGAAGUAAUAGUCAGUACCUUAUAUUUGGCAAAUUAAAUAGCAUAGGAUCUAAAGUCUGCCUGUAAACCUACCUAUAUGUCUCUGGGGGUAACUGCUUUGAUGAUAAUGACUGGUGCUUCUAGGGUCCAUGGUUCUGUGCCGUUUCUAGAAGAAUGACUCAAAAAAAAAUUCCUUGUUGGGGACCAGGAACUGAAGGUAAGAUUUAAAAUGCAGUGUGAUUUCUAGAGUUCUAAUAUGAGCUUUUGUUUGCUUAUUUGUAAGAUUGGAAUUAUAGGUGGAACUGGUCUGGAUGAUCCUGACCUCUUAGAAGGAAGAACAGAAAAAUACAUUGAGACUCCGUAUGGCAAGCCAUCAGAUGCUUUGAUAUUGGGGAAGAUAAAAAAUGUUGACUGUGUGCUUCUGGCAAGGCAUGGAAGACAUCAUACCAUCAUGCCAUCAAAUGUUAACUUCCGUGCCAACAUCUGGGCACUGAAGGAAGAGGCUUGCACUCACCUUAUUGUUACUACUGCCUGUGGUUCAUUAAGAGAGGAAAUACAGCCUGGUGAUAUUAUAAUAAUUGAUCAGUUCAUUGACAGGACAACCAAAAGACAUCAAACUUUUUAUGAUGGGCAGUAUUGUGGUCUUUCAGGAGUAUGUCAUAUUCCAAUGAAUGAACCAUUCUGUACCAAAACCAGAGAGGUUCUUAUAGAGAUUGCUAAGAAGAUUGGCCUCAAAUGCCACUCAAAGGGGACAGUGAUUACUGUUGAAGGCCCACGUUUCAGUUCUCGGGCAGAAAGCAUAAUGUUUCGCAGCUGGGGAGCUGAUGUUAUUAACAUGACUACGGUUCCUGAAGUGACUCUUGCAAAAGAAGCUGGGAUCUGCUAUGCAAGCAUUGCUAUGGCAACAGAUUAUGACUGCUGGAAGGAGCAUGAAGAAGCAGUUUCUGUAGAUAAGGUUCUAAAGAUGCUGAAAGAGAAUGCAAAUAAGGCAACCAGCAUACUGCUUACUGCUAUACCUCAAAUAGGUGCCAUGGAUUGGACAGGAACUCUGCACAAUCUGAAAGGUACUGUGCAGUGCUCAGUCAUGUUACCAAAGCAUUGAAAGCCUGGCUAGGCUCCCACGUUUGGAUGCUUGCAAGUAGAAGAUCCAUUCUCCAACUGAUUAGUAAAAUGAAGAUUUUUAAAAAGCUAAAACUAGAGUUGUUAGUUGCUUGGCUAUCUUCUCCCCUCUCCCCCCCCACUAAGAGAAGAAUAUUUUUUUAAUUCAGAAAUGUCUUGAAGGAAUACAGGUUGCUUUCAGUAAAAUUAUUGUAUUGUUUUUAUAUUAACGUGUUAACUUUUCUAUAUUUUCUUUAUAUUUUACCAUUGUAUGAAUUUUGUUCAUUCUAAGCCCAGUACGAUAAACUGUUUACACUUUCAUUAGUCUCACAGAAUUUUAUUUCAUUAUACCAUUAUUUGAAUAUCAAUUGUUCUUAUGAACAUGGUACAAUUUUUUUAUAUUCCUGUCAUAAAUACAGUACCGUAUAUUUUUAUAUAUUACCAUUGUUUAAAUGUUUAUUAGUCCAUCAUCAAUAUGGUACUAUAAGUAUACUUUACCCUUACAGUUUUGCCUUCUCAUUAAUAUGCUACUGUGAGUUACUUUUUUCAGUAUUCUCUGAUGAAAAUAUGCUUUCCAUAUAGCUGAAAAAACAUUUCCAAUUUUACAGCCAAAAUCUUGGACCUAUAAAUAAUUGUCCUAUUCUGCAGCAACUAAUCAUUCUAAAAAUAAGUGUUACUAUUUUAAACAUUUACCUGAUAGCAUGAGCAAAUUGUGAGACCAGUACCUGGAUUGCACUUGAUUGCUUAUAAAUAUUCAUGCCUGAACAUAACUCCUGCAAAAUUGAAAUCUUGGUUUGAAGCGCCUUUAAAAAAUUAGAUGCCUGAAAUGUUAGAAAAUUUCUCAAUUUUAGCCUCAGCUGCUUGAGUUCUGGAAAAAAUGAUUCACAUUUAGGAUUUAAUGCCAGAUACUUUAUGGUUACUGGAAAUACUCAUUUCUUUCUUUUUUCUUUGUGGAGGUGGAGCAGAGGGGGCUGAGGGCUAUCCUAGGCCCUGACUGGCUGACUAAAACUGAAGUUGUUGACUAAAACUGACUGAAUAAAACUGAAGUGACAAACAGGAACAUGUGUUGACUUGAUGCUACCACCAAAGUUUUGAACAUGUUUCUCUACUAUUUAUCUAAAAAAAAAAUCUGCUUUUUAAAGUUCCAUUCUGAUAUACAGCUCUUAAAGUGAUGCAUAAAUUCAUGAUGUUGCUUGACUAAUGUAUGUAUUCAUGUAGUUUUCAUCUUCUAGACCAGGGGUGGGCAAAAUAUGGCCUGCAGGCCAGAUCUAGGCUGUCAACAGAUUUGAUCUGGCCUGCAGGUGGAAAGCUGUCAACUUAUUAGAUCUGGCCUGUGGGUGGCUAGCAGCUCUGGCCACUGCAUGGUGCUGGGCAGGUGGGCAGGACUGCUUCCACCCAGCAGCAUCAGCCCUCAAUACAGCAACAUCAGCUGUGGGACCUAGCAGUACUUCCAUUGCAGUGGGUGGGUGGUGAUGUCAGAGCCCCAAUGCAGAACCUGCCAGUGGCACCCACAACUGAUGCCGCCACCCUCCCAGCACAGUGAAAGCUCCUGCCCAGUGCCCCCACCCAGAACCUGCUGUAGACCCAGACAGAAGCUGCUGCCACAUGGGGUGAGCAUCAGCAUCAGCUAUGACAUUGCCAGCAGGUUCUGUGUCAGGGCACUAGAACCUGCUGGGUGGGCCCACAGCUGAUGCCACUUCCCAUGUGCUGCUGCAGAAGUCCCCAUUUGGGUCCACAGCUGAGCUUCAGGGCUCCUGGCAAACUACAGUCCAGCUGGGUUCUGGAGGGAUGGAGGAAGAGGGAGAGAGAGAUGGGGAGAGAGAGGGAGCAAGAGACAGGAGAGGAGAGAGAGAGAGAGAUGGAUGUGGCCCUUGACAAAUCCCCAAAACUCAUUAAGUGGCCUUCCAGCUGAAAUAAUUGCCCACCCCUGUUCUAGACUCUAUGGAAUGUAAUUUGCUUACAAAAAGAAUCUGCUGCUUCUUGCCUAAUAAAUAAACCAAAUAUAAAU